AUGAAGCAUGGCUACACUGAUGAACUUGAAAUCUUGUCAGCCUCACAGGUUGGUCUGGGGGAAGCAUUAUUAGAAGCAGAAACUAUUGAAGAACAAGAAUCUCCUGUUAACUGUUUUAGGAAAUUAUUUGUUUGUGAUGUCCUUCCUCUAAUAAUUAAUAACCAUGAUGUUCGAUUGCCUGCCAAUUUAUUAUAUAAGUACUUGAACAAAGCAGCUGAGUUUUAUAUCAAUUAUGUCACUCGGUCUGCUCAGAUAGAAAAUCAACAUCAAGGAACCCAAGAUACAUCUGAUUUAAUGUCACCUAGCAAACGUAGCUCUCAGAAAUAUGUGAUAGAAGGACUGACUGAAAAAUCAUCCCAAAUUGCAGACCCCUGGGAGAGGUUGUUUAAGAUUUUGAAUGUUGUUGGAAUGAGAUGUGAAUGGCAAAUGGAUAAUAAAGGAAGACGAAGCUAUGGUGAUAUAUUACAUAGAAUGAAGGAUCUUUGCAGAUACGUGAACAACUUUGAAAAUGAAGCACAUGCAAAAUAUAAAAACCAAGUGAUUUAUUCCACUAUGUUGGUCUUCUUUAAGAAUGCCUUUCAGUAUGUCAACAGCAUACAACCAUCUCUCUUCCAAGGUCCUAAUGCUCCAAGCCAGAUUCCAUUGGUUCUUCUUGAGGAUGUUUGGAAUGUAUAUGGCGAUGUAGAAGUCGAUCGUAAUAAACACAUACAUAAAAAGAGGAAACUAGCUGAGGGAAGAGAGAAAACCAUGAGUUCAGAUGACGAAGACUGUUCUGCAAAGGGAAGGAAUCGUCAUAUUGUGUUGAAUAAAGCAGAGCUUGCUAACUCAGUUGAAGUUCUAGAAAGUUUUAAAUUGGCCAGAGAGAGCUGGGAAUUGCUCUAUUCUUUAGAAUUCCUUGACAAAGAAUUUACAAGAAUUUGUUUGGCGUGGAAGACAGAUACUUGGCUUUGGUUAAGAAUCUUCCUUACAGAUAUGAUCAUCUAUCAGGGUCAGUAUAAAAAGGCAAUAGCCAGCUUGCAUCACCUAGCAGCUCUUCAAGGAUCCCUCCCUCAGCCACAGCUCACUGGGCAGGGGACCCUGGAACAUCAGAGAGCACUCAUCCAGCUAGCAACCUGCCACUUUGCUCUCGGGGAGUACAGAAUGAUGUGUGAAAAAGUCCUUGAUCUGAUGUGCUAUAUGGUACUUCCCAUUCAAGAUGGAAGCAGAUCACAGGAAGAACCAUCCAAAGUAAAGCCUAAAUUUAGAAAAGGUUCAGAUCUGAAGCUCCUGCCCUGCACCAGUAAGGCUAUUAUGCCAUACUGCCUGCACCUAAUGCUUGCUUGUUUUAAGCUUCGAGCUUUCACAGACAACAGGGAUGACAUGGCAUUGGGGCACGUGAUCGUACUGCUUCAACACGAGUGGCCGCGGGGAGAGAAUCUGUUCUUGAAAGCUGUCAAUAAGAUUUGCCAACAAGGAAAUUUCCAAUAUGAGAAUUUUUUUAAUUACGUUACAAAUAUUGAUAUGCUGGAGGAAUUCGCCUACUUAAGAACUCAGGAAGGUGGGAAAAUUCAUCUGGAAUUACUACCCAAUCAAGGAAUGCUCAUCAAGCACCACACAGUCACUCGGGGCAUCACCAAAGGCGUGAAGGAGGACUUCCGCCUGGCCAUGGAGCGCCAGGUGUCCCGCUGCGGGGAAAACUUGAUGGUGGUACUGCACAGGUUCUGCAUUAACGAGAAGAUCUUGCUGCUUCAGACUCUGACUUGACUGGAGACCUUUCUGCCAGAGAGCUUGGUGGUGUGUAAUCUUUCUUUGGAAAGCAUAAAGCAGUGGUGAAUGUUACUGUCAGAUCUCUUAAAAACAAGAAAACCAUCUGAAUUCCAACUCAUUGAUUCCUUACAAGUAGUUCCCAAGCGCCUAAGAAGCUAUUUCUAUUUUUCAGAGUCAUUUUUAAAGUAAUUUUUGUAAGACAAAACAAAAAAACCCACUUGUUUUGUAAAUAAAAACCACCUUAAAUU
Elephantulus edwardii (Cape elephant shrew) is the source of this 1994-nucleotide messenger RNA. It is a transcript of the gene INTS10, whose product is annotated as integrator complex subunit 10. The transcript has 14 exons. The record is from RefSeq and is a predicted model, not a curated record. Lineage: Eukaryota; Metazoa; Chordata; Mammalia; Macroscelidea; Macroscelididae. Bases 1 to 1743 code for a protein of 580 amino acids. Gene Ontology annotation, cellular component: integrator complex. Gene Ontology annotation, biological process: snRNA processing.